Amorphotheca resinae ATCC 22711 is the source of this 1011-nucleotide messenger RNA. RefSeq lists its product as hypothetical. Gene Ontology annotation, cellular component: endoplasmic reticulum membrane; dehydrodolichyl diphosphate synthase complex. The record is from RefSeq and is a predicted model, not a curated record. The transcript is spliced from 3 exons. NCBI's taxonomy places the organism in Eukaryota, Fungi, Ascomycota, Leotiomycetes, Helotiales, Amorphothecaceae. Gene Ontology annotation, molecular function: ditrans,polycis-polyprenyl diphosphate synthase [(2E,6E)-farnesyl diphosphate specific] activity. Bases 1 to 1011 code for a protein of 336 amino acids.
AUGCCUCCGGCAACGCGGGAACUCGACAUAUACCGCCGCGAUGCAAAAGCAAACCAUAAGCUCCUCACCCCGGCAGAGAGGGAGAAACUUAUAGCGCCAUACCUCCCAACGCCGCCCACAUCAAAACGCUCCAAAGAAGGAAACAUCCGUUUGGAGGAACCCAGCUCACAUUCACGAUUGGGACUCCGGAGGUUCCUUCGAACCCAACUACACGCUCUUAUCUACGCUCUGCUCCACACGAUUUUCUCCGUGUAUAUACGGCUCCGGCAAGCAUAUCAUGCGGUGAAGGAUCGGAUUCUAGCCAUUCUAUACUACCACCAUCGAACACCCGAGCUCAUUCAAAAGGAUGUUAAAGGAUUGUCACGGUUGCCGCAGCAUUUAAGUGUUAUCCUGAAGCUUGAGGAUGGUGGGAGGGGAGGUGCAGGUCUGGAGGCGCUUGUGAACGAGGUUGCGGAGAUUGCAGCUUGGUGUGCCUGUGUUGGGAUACCUGUGCUUUCAGUAUAUGAACAGACUGGCAUACUCAAAGGGUACGUCCCUGCAACACAUAGAGCAGUAACAAGGAAGCUCUCAUCAUAUUUCGGACCUGACCACCCGGCAUUAUCACUACGAGCACCUCACAUACCGUCCAUGGAGUCGGCUUCAAAGACAUCAUCAAGCGAGUCAUCAGGGUCGCCUUUACAGCACCUCUCUGUCCUUCUUCUUUCAGCUGAAGAUGGUCGAGACUCCUUAGUUGAUCUCACAAAAACUCUCACGGAAAUGUCUCAACGAUCCAAGAUCUCAUCAAACGACAUCAGCAUCGACCUGGUUGACGCCGAAAUUACCGAAAGCGUUAUGGGCGAGCCCGACCUCCUCGUAUUGUUCGGACCAACGGUGGAGCUAUCCGGCUAUCCCCCCUGGCAGUUACGACUGACUGAAAUCUUUCACGUGCAAGAUAAUCAGGGGGUUGGGUACCAGGUAUUUUUACGGGCAUUAUACAAUUACGCCAACGCACAGAUGAGGUUCGGAAGAUAG